Messenger RNA from Bipolaris maydis ATCC 48331, 498 nucleotides. The record is from RefSeq and is a predicted model, not a curated record. Lineage: Eukaryota; Fungi; Ascomycota; Dothideomycetes; Pleosporales; Pleosporaceae.
AUGUCCAAAAGCCUUCGCUCCAAGCUGUGCCUUGGCUUAGUAGCGGUAAAAACUUGGAACGGCCUCUUCGCCGAUUUGGAGAUCUUCAGGGUUUCGGCGUCACUUGGAUGUUUAGACACGUGGGAACCAGGAAGCCUUUCAGUGACAAUGAAGCCACCGCGUGAGCAAGGGCCGAGGAUAAGCAGGUCGGACCGCGCCCCAAAAGUCUCAUCCGAAGCAUUUCAGCACCCCUUGGUCUUGGGCUUCCCAUGUAACUGCAGCAGCUACGCACAUUACACACACAAGUGUUCUCAUGACUCGUUUAUCCUUCCGACCAUGCGCCAGGCAGUGCGUGUUUUCUUCCGGUUCGUAUCGCAGCUUGCCCCAACACCAUUGGCAUUCGUGAUCUCAGCGCCCGACGAGCGCGCAAUUAGUGGCUUAGUCCAGUCGCCGUCCUACCCCUUGCCUGUAAGAAUGCGACACGUCGGCCGAUGGCUGUGUACAAUUAUACGCGCUUGA